Schistocerca gregaria is the source of this 1239-nucleotide messenger RNA. RefSeq names its product cell surface glycoprotein 1-like. The transcript is spliced from 2 exons. Bases 1 to 1239 code for a protein of 412 amino acids. The record is from RefSeq and is a predicted model, not a curated record. Lineage: Eukaryota; Metazoa; Arthropoda; Insecta; Orthoptera; Acrididae.
AUGUUGACAACCAAAGAAUCAGCUGAUCUAAACAUGGGCGAGUCAGUUCUUUGUUGUAACAAAAAGGAAGAUCAGAUGACCGGCAGCCCCGACCAUUCAUCGACACCCGCUACCUCCAAGCAGCCCCGACCAUUCAUCCACACCUGCUACCUCCGAGCAGCCCCGACCAUUCAUCGACACCCGCUACCUCCAAGCAGCCCCGACCAUUCAUUGACACCUGCUACCUCCGAGCAGCCCCGACCAUUCAUCGACACCCGCUACCUCCAAGCAGCCCCGACCAUUCAUCCACACCUGCUACCUCCGAGCAGCCCCGACCAUUCAUCGACACCCGCUACCUCCAAGCAGCCCCGACCAUUCAUCCACACCCGCUACCUACGAGCAGCCCCGACCAUUCAUCCACACCCGCUACCUCCGAGCAGUCCUGACCAUUCAUCAACCUUCACUACCUCCGAGCAGCCACGACCAUUCAUCGACACCCGCUACCUCCAAGCAGCCCUGACUAUUCAUCGACACCCGCUACCUCCAAGCAGCCCCGACCAUUCAUCGACACCCGCUACCUCUGAGCUGCCCCGACCAAUCAUUGACACCUGCUACCUCCGAUCAGCCCCGACCAUUCAUCCACACCCGCUACCUCCGAGCAGCCCUGACCAUUCAUCAACCCCCACUACCUCCGAGCAGCCACGACCAUUCAUCAACACCCGCUACCUCCGAGCAGCCCCGACCAUUCAUCCACACCCGCUACCUCCGAGCAGCCCUGACCAUUCAUCAACACCCACUACCUCCGAGCAGCCACGACCAUUCAUCGACACCCACUACCUCCGAGCAGCCCUGACUAUUCAUCGACACCCGCUACCUCCAAGCAGCCCCGACCAUUCAUCGAUACCCGCUACCUCUGAGCUGCCCCGACCAAUCAUUGACACCUGCUACCUCCAAUCAGCCCCGACCAUUCAUCCACACCCGCUACCUCCGAGCAUCCCUGACCAUUCAUCAACCCCCACUACCUCCGAGCAGCCACGACCAUUCAUCGACACCCGCUACCUCCGAGCAGCCCCGACCAUUCAUCCACACCCGCUACCUCCGAGCAGCCCUGACCAUUCAUCAACACCCACUACCUAUGAGCAGCCACGACCAUUCAUCGACACCCACUACCUCCGAGCAGCCCUGACUAUUCAUCGACACCCGCUACCUCCAAGCAGCCCCGACCAUUCAUCGACACCCGCUACCUCUGAGCUGCCCUGA